UCAAUGCAUCAAUCAAGGUAUAGGACGUUGAGCACGCCUUCACCGCGUCUUCACCGCGCCUUCACCUUCACCGCUUUCCUUCCCAUUGUCACGAUUACCACGAUUAUCAUGUUCAUGGCGGAUAGAAACCCUUUCACCCUUUCAUCCUUUCAUCCUUUCACGCUUUCACGUUGCCUCAUGCCAAAUGCGACCUGGAUGACGUCUAUUAAAAGGACUGAUAUUCAGUGUAACAUUGGAUCGCUGUGUGCCCUGCAUUCGCUGCCAGAUUCCAGGUCUUAGAUGGGCCCAGGUCAAGCCAGACCCCUUUGACAUGUACGACGACUUUGACGAGUCGAUCCAGCGGCCAAUCAGUAUUCCAACACUUCACCUUCUCGAUCAAUGCUCAUUAUCGAUACAUGUGUGCAGCAAGGUUGUACCGCACAUUGCAUCAGAUUUGACUC
Eremomyces bilateralis CBS 781.70 is the source of this 440-nucleotide messenger RNA. RefSeq lists its product as uncharacterized. The record is from RefSeq and is a predicted model, not a curated record. The transcript has a single exon. Bases 4 to 279 code for a protein of 91 amino acids. Lineage: Eukaryota; Fungi; Ascomycota; Dothideomycetes; Eremomycetales; Eremomycetaceae.